AUGAGCCAGGCUUGUGCGGUAGAGACGCGAGAAAACCUGACAGAUUGGUCAAUUUUAGACGCAGAAACGAGGCCUCCAGAUGCAACAGUCAAAUCGUCUCAUCUGUCUUGGGUUCAGGGCGAAGUCGCGACCCCCGCCGGAGUCCCUUGCACCGGCGGCUUCAGGAGGCGUCUGGCACACACCUCUUCUGCCCACGUGGCCGGGCGUGUAUUUGCCCGGAACAAGUGA
This is a messenger RNA of Protopolystoma xenopodis, 228 nucleotides long. NCBI's taxonomy places the organism in Eukaryota, Metazoa, Platyhelminthes, Monogenea, Polystomatidea, Polystomatidae. The record is from the annotation of a GenBank genome assembly.